GAUCAUCAAAUGAUUUUGAAUCUAUUCAAACCAGAAUAUAAGAUUGAUUGGAAUCAAUUCAAAUUUUUAGUGGAGUAGAAUCCAUAAUUAGUGAGUGAUCUUUUGAAAAAAAUUAUAUUUAAUAGGUGUCAAUGCUAACGAGUAUAUUCAAAAUAUGAUUAUUUAGAUAUUUAGAAUAUUUAAUUUAGAUAAAGAUUAGUAUUCAGACAUUAGAAUUAGUGAAUUAAUUAUCGAAGAGCAUAAGUCUCCCAGACUAAUUUCUUAAUAUGUUUAUAACAAAAUGCAUCGUAAAUUAGGAAGAAUUCAAGAUUGUAAAAUAAUGAAUUGAUUAUUUAGAAUUAUCCAUAAAAUUAACUAGAUAAGUGAGAUUGGUGUCGGUAUUUAUACGUACAUUGAUUAAAUAGAAGAUAUUUGAUCCUGAGAAGAUAUAUGUAGAAUUAUAAGGAUUUUGCUUGGAAUUUUCAUCAAUUCUAGAGGCAACCUAAUUAUUUAAAACUAUUAAAAAUGCAGUAUAAGAAUAAUGAGAUAUUUAUAUGAAUACGUAUACC
Messenger RNA from Paramecium primaurelia, 548 nucleotides. NCBI's taxonomy places the organism in Eukaryota, Ciliophora, Oligohymenophorea, Peniculida, Parameciidae. The record is from the annotation of a GenBank genome assembly.